AAGGCUUUAGAGGUGAUUUUUGACGAUGGAAGUGAGCAUGGUGGUAUCUCUAGUGGUGAAAAUCCUAGCGAAGAAUCGAGGUAAGUAAUCUGUAAACAUUCUUGCGAUAUUUAAAUGCGUGACGCAUGUGGUGUUGAAACAUUUACUUUUACUUUUCGCGCACGAAUCCUUGUUUUUUGCCUUAAGACAAACCUGUAAAUGUAUAUUUGUGAGUGAAAAGCAACAUAUAUUGUGAUCAAACAUGAUUUUUGAGCGACAGAGAUAAUAAUCUUUAAUGGAAUGUUAGAACGCAACGACCUAAAUCAUCAGCCGAUGACAGAUCGAAUGACGCAGUGUGCGUCCGAACUAAGUCAAAUAAAAUCUUUUAUUUUUAAACGGUAGUUGAAUAUAUAUCGACCUGUACAUUAUCUUAUGUUUUGCAUGUUUUUUAGAUGUGGUUCUACUUGUUACAUGCUGAAAAUUCACAAAACAAACAAAUUAUGCUCAAGGCUUUUGAUAUAUGUUGCGCUUUAUGUAUUUUGAGUUUGAUUAUCUCAUUUGUCCCUGUUUCAAGGCAAAAUUUCAGAAGUCAAACAAAGAAAUAUAGUCCCAAUGAUUGCACUGUAGACUUCAAGAGAGAUUAGUAAAUUUAGGCUUGGGGUGAUGACAAGAUAAGGUCUGACUAAUUAGUCUGUAUGUCAAUCUUCAAACAAAGAACUAUAGUUCCAAUGUUUGCACUGUAGACUUCAAGAGGGAUUAGUAAAUUUGGGCAGUUCACUUCUGAAUUGUUUACUCUUGAAAAUAAUGGUGGUGCAUUGCAAGUGAAAGUCUUUUGAUAUAUGUUGUGCUCUAUGUAUUUUGAGGUUGAUUAUCUCAUUUGUCCCUGUUUCAAGGCAAAAUUUCAGAAGUCAAACAAAGAAAUAUAGUUCCAAUGAUUGCAUUGUAGACUUCAAGAGGGAUUAGUAAAUUUGGGCUUGGGGUGAUGACGAGAUAAGGUCUGACUAAUUAGUCUGUAUGUCAAUCUUCAAACAAAGAACUAUAGUUCCAAUGUUUGCACUGUAGACUUCAAGAGGGAUUAGUAAAUUUGGGCAAUUCACUUCUGAAUUGUUUACUCUUGAAAAUACUGGUGGUGCAUUGCAAGUGAAAGGCUUUUGAUAUAUGUUGUGCUUUAUGUAUUUUGAGGUUGAUUAACUUAUUUGUCCCUGUUUCAAGGCAAAAUUUCAGAAGUCAAACAAAGAAAUAUAGUUCCAAUGAUUGCAUUGUAGACUUCAAGAGGAAUUAGUAAAUUUGGGCUUGAGGUGAUGACGAGAUCAGGUCAGACUAAUUAGUCUGUAUGUCAAUCUUCAAACAAAGAACUAUAGUUCCAAUGUUUGCACUGUAGACUUCAAGAGGGAUUAGUAGAUUUGGGCAUUUCACUUCUGAAUUGUUUACUCUUCAAAAUACUGGUGGUGCAUUGCAAGUGAAAGGCUUUUGAUAUAUAUUGCGCUUUAUGUAUUUUGAGGUUGAUUAUCUCAUUUGUCCGUUUCAAGGCAAAAUUUCAGAAGUCAAACAAAGAAAUAUGGUUCCAAUGAUUGCACUGUAGACUUCAAGAGGGAUUAGUAAAUUUGGUUUGGGGUGAUGAUGAGGUCAGACUAAUUAGUCAGUGUGUCAAUCAGUGUUCACUAAAUAUGUGUAACACAUCUCAGAUUUGUUAUUUUCUAACCAAUUUUUUAUGGAGAUGUUGCCCAUAUAACAAGGAACCUCUUUAGUUAAUUUUUGCCUCAUUACUUUGUAUUAUUUGGGUAUCACUUAAUUCACAGUUUAAAUUUUGAUGAUAUUUUAUGCUAAUUAAUGCUAGUUUGAAAGCAUUCAAUGAGGUUUUUUCCUUUUUCUUGGAGAGGAAACAUGCAUUUCAGGAAAUCUCAUUUACUGCUGUUUCAAGUGAGCUAUAGCUCACUUCCCUUGUGUAAAUACUUGGUGAGGAAUAAAUUUUUCAAUAAUCUGGGUCAAUUUUUAUGGUUUUGGGGUACAGUUUGGAAAAAAAUUCUAAUUAAUUCCGUAUUUGUUCUUUUUCAGCCAGAGUCUCUGGAUGUCUUGCCCAUAAGAUAAGGAAUAUUUUAUCUAAGAAAUGUUUCCUUUUAACUCCAAUCCAUUCAGGCCCAGGCUGUUUCAAAGUCAAAAGUUUUACAAUAAUUUAUGCAAAUUGUAUGCCAUUUUCUUAGCAUGAUUUAAAAUCUAUGGAUUUUUGGAGGCAAAAUAUAUUUUUUCUGAAAAGCUAAUUUUGUCCUCUUUCAAAUGAGAUAUAGCACUAAUCACUAGUGUUAAUACUGUUGACAAAGAAAAAAGGUUACCAUCAUUUGUCAUUUUUUUUUAAGUCUACAAUAAAGAGUUAAUGCAAUCGAUCUUCCUCUCACGUAGAUGAAAGGUUUUUUAGGUCAAAUUACUCAAUUUCUCGGAAAAUCUUGAGUCGUUCUCCAAAAAAAUAGAUACCUUAUUCAGGUCGACGGGUAGAUUUGGCUUGAUGUUAUUUUCCUCAGGCUAUCUACGUCGGUAAAAUGAAAUAUAAAUAGCUCCCCGAAAUUUAUUCGUCGCCAAGUUCCAGGAAAAAAUCGCGUUGUGUUGUCCCUCAAAUUGACGAGCUAUGGCAGGUUAUGAUAAAUACGUUCCAAAUAAUGCCAUAGCAAUUGCCAUUGGGAAAGUCCAUUGUCUUGGAAUUCAGUUAUAACGUGAGCUGGUAUGAUAAUCGAAUGUUUUUUUUUCCUCUUUGAUAAAGAAAUCUUACUAUCGUCUUACAUUUCUCCUUGAGUCUCCAUGAGUCAAUCCCUUGGUUAAUUCAAGGGUCUCACCUCUCUUGGUCAUCUUCCUAAUGCACAAUAGAGCUACUUCGAUAAAACAUUCCUCGAUUUCGAGAAAAGGCCUGUAAACAACGCCACAUUAAAGACAUUUGCGAGCUUAAACUGAGUAUGAAGCCCUACUUUGAAAGGAUGUAAACACAAUAACCCCCAGUAAUCCUUAUACUAAUUGCUGUAUCAAAGCGAUCCUUCGUCUGAACAAGCCAAGAUACGUACAGCGGAAAAGGCCCAACAAUUAUAGAGUUGAGGUUAUCGCUUGUAACAGAAUAUAAGUGUGGUCUUAUUGGAUUCUUGCUUUUUUGUGUAGUCUAGGUCAACCGAAUUUUACUUCCCUGACUACCCUUAUUUAAACAAAUACGCAGAGAGAAAGACAAUUUCUAUAGUGACUAUGUUUCCAAGAAAAGAGUUUAAUGCUAUCGAUCUUUCUUUCAAGGAUAUGAAAGGAUUUUUCGGUCAAAUUACUCGGAAAAUCUUGAGUCGUUCUCCAAAAAAAAAAGACACAGAUAUCUACCUUAUCCAGGUGGACGGGUAGAUUUGGCUUGAUUUUAUUUUCCUUCCUAUCUACGUCGGUAAAAUGAAAUACAAAUGGCUCCCCGAAAUUUAUUCGUCGCGAAGUUCCAGGAAAACAUCGCGCCAUGUUGUCCCUCAAAUUGACGCGCUAUGGCAGGUUAGGAUAAAUACGUUUCGAAUAAUUUUACUGUAAUUGUCAUUGGUAGAGUCCAUUGCCCUGUAAUUCAGUUUUAACGUGAGCUGGUAUGAUAAUCGAAUAUUUCAUCUUUCCUCUUCGUUAAAGAAAUCCUACAAUCGUCUUACAUUACCUCGGCAAGACUAUAACCAUUGCCGAAGACAAACACAAAAGGAACUUUUUAAGACUUUUAGAGCGUUAAUGAUGAAAAAGUUUUCCCUUUUUAAAUUUCGCAUUAUUGAUGCUGAACUAUCGUGCUGAGAAUGACGAGACUUUCCUCACCUUCGUGUCAACACUCUCUUAACGACAGAUACGCGUGGUUGAUACUAUCAGAAUACAUUUGACUGUCUUGUCACGCAACACCUUUUCCUCCUUGAAGAGAUAACGCAUUACAUGACGUGCUAAACCAACAACAGCUCCGAUGAGAUCAAGUAUAUCUUAUCAAUGAUUCUUCUGUUACUUUCUCAGGCUCCAGUUUCAAAUGCUACCAAUGUAUACCUGAAACAGAUGGUGUCAAAGAAUAUACCACGGAACAGUGCUUGAAAGAUCAGACAAUUAUGGACUGCAUCGACAGAGAUCCGGUAGAUCCCACCGAGUAUGCAUGUGCCAGAAUGCAUAGCGUGAGCGAUGAUGAUAAAGAGUAUGAGACGAGAGCUUGCUAUGUCAAAAGCGUCUGCGAAGAGAGGAAGAAAAAAUGCGAGGAUAAAGCCCAGUUAAAGGCAUUGGGAUUAAAAGAGUGCACCAUCACUUGCUGUGUUAGUGAUGGUGACACACCCUGUAAUGGUGGCUUGUCCGUCUUCAUUGACUCUAUGAUGACGGUGAUGUUGGCUGUUUUGUGCACUUUGAAGCUGUUUUAGCUACACACUCCCCAUAGAGGUCAACUUGUAAUGCUUUAUCUGCCAAUCAAAUGUCUGGAUAAUUGCUUUUGAUUUUGAAGUCAAAGUAAAAUAAACUGAUUCGUGUGUUUAGUGAGAUAGUUUUGUUAAAUGAUAUUCUCUUGAGGAUGAGUUUAUUGCAGAAUAGAAUUCCAUUGUUACCUUUAAUGAUCAUGGCGGUAUAAUAAAGUUACUGAGAUUGAUUGGCACGAAUGUUUUCUUCAUUAUCAGUACUCGAGUAUAAACAACCGGAUUUUCCGUUUUUGUAAUUUUUACUAGUUCCUCUCUGUCUAAUACCCAGGUUUGAAUAAUGGUGGGGUUUAUUAAUG
Messenger RNA from Pocillopora meandrina, 4699 nucleotides. The record is from the annotation of a GenBank genome assembly. NCBI's taxonomy places the organism in Eukaryota, Metazoa, Cnidaria, Anthozoa, Scleractinia, Pocilloporidae.